This is a messenger RNA of Actinia tenebrosa (Australian red waratah sea anemone), 1570 nucleotides long. RefSeq lists its product as uncharacterized. The record is from RefSeq and is a predicted model, not a curated record. NCBI's taxonomy places the organism in Eukaryota, Metazoa, Cnidaria, Anthozoa, Actiniaria, Actiniidae.
UGUAUAAAGGUGGUUUUUGUGCAGAUUGCUUCAACAAGAAAAGAAAAGAAGAACCUGUCUUAUUGUUUUCUUGUGGUGUUCUCACCAUCCAUGUGCAGGAGAUAUGGCAUUUGCGUUACUAAAACUGUCUUUCCAGAUUUUGAUGUUUUUUAGGAUAUUGUGGCUUACCUCUUGUACGACAGAUUGCUUCUGCUACACAUUUAAUACACAGAGAUUAAGAUGGAGAGAGGGCCGAGGUGAGUGCAGAAAAGAUGGAGGUGACUUGGUAACCAUGGAAACAGAAGAGAAGUGGAAAUUCAUUAACUCAAAGAUUCAAGAGAUCAAUAAGUAUCAUAAUGAAUGGUACAUUGGCCUGAAAAAGGAAGGAAGAGAUUGGAAAUGGGUGAACGACCAAAUACUAUCAAUAAACAAGUGGCAAAGAAAUGAGCCAAAUGGUUAUGAUGAGGAAUGUGUGGCGAUGGCUAAAGACUUUCCACGCGGAAAACAAGGACUGUUUAAAGACGUUAAUUGUCCCAUUCCUUUUAUGUUUAUAUGUGAGUACAGGAAAGGGAAUCCAAGAUGCAAGGACGGUUAUUAUCCACCUCGAUGUAACGAAACAAAUCUGGGAACAACUACUGUAGAACCUACUAAACAAUUGGGAGCCACACCUACAAAAGCUACACAAUUGGGAGCGACAGUCACUCACAAAACACGGACAACAAUAUCUACGCCAAAUAAUAAAAGAAACUUGGCUGGUUCGUCGAUACCCACGUAUGAAUACAUGACAAAUAGUAUCAAGAAUAGGUCAAAGCCAUUUCCAAUCCUCACACUUGUGGUAGUUGUUGUGGGAAUUCUAUUGGCUAGUUUUACUUGCUUGUUUCUUGUUACAUGCUUUUGGAAAAGGAAAACAGAAACCUCUGAACUUGAAGGAGUUAAUCGAAGACAACCAUCAGAGAAGGCGGGAAUCACAUCUAUAGAUCUCAAUGAAGUGAGAGGUUCUUCCAUGCUCAACGAGCAAAUAACCGAGACCGAUGCCGUUAUAUAUGCUGAUAUAAAAGAUGACCAUGCACGUUUUGAAAAUCCUGAAACAACCACCUAUGCUGAGAUACACGAUUACAUGUCACCAUGUACUCUCCCUGUACCAGCAUAUCCUGGACCAUAUGAAGCUACUGAAAAAUACGAGGGGCMAGUAUGUCAAUCCGUUGAUAACAAAGACACUGGAGAAGAUGAUGUUGAUGAUACACAGUAUGAAAAUGCUCCCAAUAGUGCUACCCAGCAGCCAGUAGAUGGUGGUUCUAAAAUAGACCCAGAUGAACAGCUAACCGUAACUAAUGCUAUCUAUGCCACGGUGGACAAGUCCAAGAAACAAAAAAUAGCGAAUAAACAAGUGGAGUUCGACCCUGUGUACACACAGGUUGACAAAAGUGCAAAAACCAAGAUCAACUUCUCCACCUAACUUCACUGCAGUAUGCAAUACCAACCAGCAAUCUACUAAUUUAUGAUCUACUUAUUUGAUAUCGAUUAAAAACCUGUUAUGUCAUUGAUUUAUAUAUAGUAAACAUAUAAAGUGAUUCUUCUUAACGUUUCUGGU